AUGGGUAGAGUAAAGAUAACAGACGCCCAGCGGUUCAUGUCAGACUGCCUGAAGGCUGUCGGCACUACGAGCAAGGCAGCUGACCUGCAGGCCGCGUUGCUGAUCCAGGCUGAUACGUUUGGACACCCUAGUCAUGGACUGAAUCGAUUAGAAAUGUAUAUCAACGAUAUUUUAAGUGGUGCCUGCAAACCCAAUAACCAGCCAAAGAUUCUGAAGGAAUCCCAGUCGACAGCGUGGGUCGAUGCCAACAACGUGCUUGGUGCUACCGCCAGCCAGUUCGCAAUGGAUAUAGCUAUCAAAAAGGCUCAGGAGACUGGCGUAGGAUGGGUGUCAGUAAAAGGCUCCAAUCACAAUGGAAUGGCUGGUUUCUGGUCUCAAAUGGCAGCAGAUAAAGGUCUCAUUGGAAUGGCUUUCACCAACACCUCACCCUUGCUAGCGCCGGCUAGAAGUAAACAGGCAGCUUUAGGAACCAAUCCUGUGUCAGUAGUUGCACCUGCCUCGAAGGGUGAAUCCUUCUACCUCGACAUGGCCACCACUGCAGUUGCUGUGGGAAAGAUUGAAAUGCAACUUCGUAAGGGCGAGCCCAUACCCCACGGCUGGGCACAAGGACCUGAUGGCAAGGAGACUACAGACGCUCAAGUGGCGUUCGAUACGAAGUGCCUAAUGCCGUUGGGUGGUAAUGAGACCACAUCUGGCUACAAAGGAUACGGGCUAGCAGCGAUGGUGGAGCUUUUCUGUGGAAUAUUGUCAGGUGCUAACUACGGACACCACGUACGGUCAUGGUCCCACGCGGGCGACGGUGGACCAGCCAACCUGGGGCACUGCUUCGUGGCUGUCGACCCUGAACGGUUCGCGCCUGGUUUCGGAGACCGCCUCGCUGACUGCAUACAACAUUGGCGACAGUUGGAACCAACGGAUCCUAAUCUGGCCGUGAUGGCUCCAGGAGACAAAGAGAAGAAAGCGGCGGCAGAAGCAGAAGCCAGCGGCACAGUGUCAUAUGUUCAACAACAGAUCGAGUCUAGUGCAGCGCUUGCGGAAAAACUCAAAGUGAAACCAAUGCAAGUUGAAGUUGAUCUUCAAUAG
Molecule: messenger RNA, 1083 nt
Organism: Spodoptera littoralis (African cotton leafworm)
Lineage: Eukaryota; Metazoa; Arthropoda; Insecta; Lepidoptera; Noctuidae
Source: the annotation of a GenBank genome assembly